Molecule: messenger RNA, 3125 nt
Organism: Numida meleagris (helmeted guineafowl)
Lineage: Eukaryota; Metazoa; Chordata; Aves; Galliformes; Numididae
Gene: SMPDL3A
Product: sphingomyelin phosphodiesterase acid like 3A
Exons: 8
Coding region: 160-1509 (449 amino acids)
Biological process (GO): sphingomyelin catabolic process
Molecular function (GO): sphingomyelin phosphodiesterase activity
Source: RefSeq, a predicted model, not a curated record
CCGGCACGGAGCAGGCACCCCGGGCCCGGGCGCUCCUCGCACCGGGGCGGAGCGCGGCGGCGGCUUCCGGCGGCCCCAGACAGGUUGCGAAAGACCGAGGCUUGGCCGAGCCGUCCCGGGCUCGCCCUUCCCUCCUAGGGCGCUCCUGGCACCGGCGACAUGGAGCCGCCGUGGGGACGCGCCACCCGCCUGGCCCUCGGCCUGACGCUGCUCUGCUCUGCGCUGGAAGCCGCUCCGGGGCCCCGCUCCGCUGUCGGGCAGUUCUGGCAUAUAUCUGACCUGCAUUUAGAUCCAACUUACCACAUCACUCCUGAUCACACCAAAGUUUGUUCUUCUUCCAAAGGAGCCAAUGCCUCUAACCCAGGCCCUUUUGGAGACUUUUUAUGUGAUUCUCCUUAUGAACUUAUUUUGUCAGCAUUUACAUUCAUGAAGGAUUCAAAACAGCAGGCUUCAUUCAUGAUUUGGACAGGAGAUAGCCCUCCUCAUGUUCCAGUGGAAGAACUCUCCACAAAGUUGGUCAUUAAUAUCAUUGGCAAUAUGAGUUCUACAAUUCAUAGUUUCUUUCCAGAUCUUCAGGUUUUUCCAGCCUUGGGAAAUCAUGAUUACUGGCCACAGGAUCAGCUUCCUGUAACCACCAGUGACGUUUACAACGCGGUAGCAGAUUUCUGGAAGCCUUGGCUAACUGAUGAAGCCAUCAGUACCUUCAGAAAAGGUGGCUUCUACACACAACUGUUUGAAUCGAGUGUGAGCUCUCAACCACUCAGGAUAAUCAGUUUGAACACAAAUUUGUAUUACAGCCCAAACCAUGUGACUGUGAAUAUCACAGACCCAGCCAACCAGUUGGCCUGGCUGGAGGGAAUACUAGAAGCUUCUUCACAAAAUAAAGAAAAGGUAUUUGUAAUAGGACAUGUACCAAUAGGAUACUUGCCAUUUGCAAGGAAUACUACAGCUAUCAGAGAAUAUUACAAUGAGAGACUGGUAAAGAUUUUUCGCAAAUACAGUAGUGUUAUUGCUGGGCAAUUUUUUGGACACACACAUAGAGAUAGUAUCAUGGUCCUCCUGGAUGAAGAAGAAAAGCCAGUAAAUUCCUUGUUUGUGGCACCUGCUGUAACCCCAGUGAAGAACGUAUGGCAAAUGGAGUCCAAUAACCCAGGUGUCAGAUUGUAUCAAUAUGAUCUCCUUAAUUAUAGCUUGCUGGAUCUUUGGCAGUUUUACUUGGACCUCAGAGAUGCCAACAAGAAAAAUGAAUCGAACUGGAAAUUAGAAUACAUCUUGACUAAAGCUUAUGGCAUUGAAGACUUGAAGCCAGAAAGUUUAUAUGAAAUGGCCAAGAGGUUGUCUGUGCCACAUAGCACAUUGUUUGAGCUGUACUACAAUAACUUCAUUGUGAGUUAUAACAAAACCAUUGUCUGUGAAGAGGGAUGCAAGACCUGCCAAAUAUGUGCAAUCCAAUAUCUGGAUUAUUCCUCAUACACAGAUUGUAUCAAUCAGGAAGAAGCAUGGAGAUGAAGUCUCCAAUGCGAUUCAUGCUAAUAUUAACCGGAGCCUUUGAUUUAAAGAACCUGCUCAUCCUCUCAUUCAAGCUCUGAUGCACUGGCAGCGAACCUGUGGGACUUCUCUGAGUUUCAGGGGAGUAAUAAAUCUCCCUAGAUCAUUCUUCUUGAAUCAUGUUUUCCUUCCAUAUCUAAAUGAAAGUUUAUUGGCUGUGUAACCAUGGGCAGAUAUUUGGCUGUUGUUUCAAGUGUCUUGCGCCUCCUGUAAGAGGCAUCAGAAUAUGUGGGAAUAGAAGUUACUCAGUUUUUUGGAAAUCCAAGCCUUUUAUUAGGGUUUAUACUUGUAGGCAAUGCCAUUUCAGGCAUGGGAUUCAUAUGGGGGCAGAUUUCAGUCAUCUGCUGUAGAUACUUUCAAAGCAAAAUUUGCAAAACCUGUGCUUGCUGAGGCUGGAGUGCAGUUACCUUGUUGAUAUGAUGCCAGUAUUAGGCAUCUUCCUGUCCCUGUGCCAAGUUUCCUUUUCUCUCUUAAUCCCUUAAAUCCAGCUCUGUUUAGAGGCAUAUUCUAAUGACAGCAUCAGUGUGACUUAAUGGAUCACAAAACUCCAAACUGAAAAUGCUUAGUGCAAUUUCAGAAUAAGUGUCCAGCACCAAGUGCCUCUUUCUUAUAAUAGGGCUAUGUGUAUCAGUACUGCUCUCAAGCAGUCAGCUGGCAUAAGAUUUUGCAGCAUACUGUGAAUCAGGUUUAAAUUGAUCAACAACAGUCAUUAGAGCAUGUACAUACAAUGUGCAGUACAUGUAAACACAUACUUGUCAUGAUUUUUUGGGGGGUUUCUCAGGUUUCUCUUUUUUCAAAGAGCACUCUAAUUCUUAAUGCGAAGUUUAUCAUAUAUAUCAAUUUACAAGUGCAUAGACCAUUUAUUGUGAUUGUGUGUGCAAGAUGAUAAUAUUAAAGAUGACAGUUUUUCUAGAGUAUGUAACCAAGAAUAGUGAGUUAACAGGAAUUUUCUGCAGACUGGUAUGAGGAAGUACAGAAAAAUUUCAGUGGUAAAAAAUGAUGAUUCCCUCUAUGCUGAAUAUGUUUCUUGGUUGAGUUUAUCAUGUUUUUUUUUGUUGUUAAAAAAUGCCUGUUACCAGUGUCUCUUCUCCGAGGGCAAGCAAAGUUAUGGGUGGAUAGCAUGCAGACAAUAAUGGGACUGCUGAGGUUGCUCCAGUUUGUCAGAUGGGUUUUUUUCAAUUCAGUUUUGUGCUUUGGGCAACUGUCUCUUUCACUGUUCUGUUUUUUUUUUGUUUGUUUGUUUGUUUGUUUGUUUUUUUCCUUCUGACUUCUGUUUAAACUUAAUACUACAAAAAAAAAAAAAAAAAAAAAAAAGCAAGCCUCUCCCUUCCCCCCCAAACCCCCAACAAACUACAAACCACCUGGAAAUGUGCAAUAAAAAUUACCUAGUUAUAUCCUUCUGUUGCUGUUUCUUAGGAAAACAGAAUUAUGUAGCAGAUUAGUAGCUACGGAGCUCUUGGAUGCUGUUGAUGAUCUGUUUGGAUUCUUGCUUUCUAGGUUUUUUUUGUGUGUGAGGGUGCACGUCAACAGUUACUAUUUAGCGAGCAUGAACAAAUAAAUGUCUGCAAAUGUCUCAA